UGCAUGUAAGUUGACGGAAAUUUCCGAAGUGUGUCCCCGCUCUCCACUUUCUUCCCGUGACGUUCGCUCUUACGCCUGACUGUCGCGCAUAUACAACUAAACCGUUGAGAUAUAGAGGUUUUUGUAUUGGCGCGUAAAGUGCACGCAGCUCUUCGGCAUACACUUCCAAAUUUCCCCCCCACGGAAUUGGACUACAGAAAAUUGGACAUUCAUACCCGCUGAAAAUAAGUUUCUCCCCCCACUGCACUGUCUCAUCCCCCUGCCAUCAAAGUCAUGUGGGUAUUUAUCGCUAACCGAUGUUAUUGUUGCUCAUUCUAUUCGUGCCACUCCCGCAGGGGGUCGUCGAGGAAAGAUUCUAGUCUAAAAGGCAUCCAUGACGGAGAUGCGCCUCGCCGAACUGUAGGCGAAAUUGCGAGAGAGAAAAGGCUACGUGACGACCCGAUGGCAGAGGUUCUUGGCCCACUCUUUGUCACCUGCAAACGCUGCGGAAAUCGUAUAAAACUAUCCCCGAAGAGUCUGUAUGAUCCCUUCCAUUGGCUGAAACACCGCGAACGUUGUUUAAAGAAGCCAGUCGGGGGUACCCGUGCCACCAGUCGUCCAUUGAGGGAAACAAUCAUGGUCGAAAAAGCCUCCCCUGCUUCAUCGUCUAACACAGACGCCGACAAUCUCACACCACCACCUCCUUUGACUCCCAAUGACGAUCAACGGGGAACUCCUGCCGUUUUCAAAGAAAGCUCGUCUUCGCCUGAUCCGGAGGAGGUGGUCGUCGAUACCUCAACUAAAGUUGUUGACUUGCCUCUGGUAGAUCAUGGACCCUGGCAAUCUUGGUCGUGGUCUGAUUUGAGACUUCCAACCUGGUUGGUAAAUACCAAUCCUAUGCAUGAAGAUGAUGGCGACGACGACGAGCCUCCUCGAGUGACCAUAAUAGAGCGCGGCUCAACUCCAACUCUCUCCCUCCAGCCAAGCACGCAUCCUCAAGACCACUCCUAAAAUCAUUUACGUUUUUGUAUUGCAUCUAUUUGGUAUAGGUGUUCUCAUUUUUGCUUUGUUGUCUCCAUUUGCAUCGCUAGUACUUUACCACAUGCAUAUAACUAGCUACCACAUUUGCCCAUACCAGCAUACCACAGUAGCCAGCAUUAAUCUACGCAUUCUAUGAUCUUCACUACUAUUAUUAUGGAUACCAUCUCUUAUCCACGUCUAAGUAUUUCUUGAUACGAUUUCGUGGUCUGGUGCGGGUGGCUGGUGAAUGCCGCUCUGGAGAAGAUGAACUA
Messenger RNA from Suillus plorans, 1271 nucleotides. RefSeq lists its product as uncharacterized. NCBI's taxonomy places the organism in Eukaryota, Fungi, Basidiomycota, Agaricomycetes, Boletales, Suillaceae. The transcript has 5 exons. The record is from RefSeq and is a predicted model, not a curated record. Bases 274 to 990 code for a protein of 238 amino acids.